GGGGGCCCCUGGGGCUCCUGCGAAUUAUUCAGUCUCCAUCCUCUCUUUAGAUGAAGUUAAAAAUAAAUAGAGGAGAAUAGAAAUUCGGAGUGUUCUUAAAAAAAACUCAAGUUUUACAUAGAUUUCCAAUCCUCUGUUUGCGUAAGCUGGAUCUGCAAAUCAUCGAUAAAAAGGAGAGAAAAAACAAGACUAGGAAUGGUUUGUUAUUCGCAUAUAAUGUGAAUCCAAUGGGCUACCCUUUGUGAGGAUCGAAAUGGUUUCCUUAUUGCUCUCCUCGAUUCAUUUGGGUUUUCAAUCGUUUUCUAUAGCUCCUCAUCAUUAACAUGUCCAUUGGUAUCGAUCUGAAUUGGGUUUAAUACGAGCAGAGCAGCCACGGAUGAAUCCCUGUAUUGACAGAAGAUCAUAGGGUUGUGGCAUUGGAUGGUCAUGUGCCUGGGUAUUAUAUUGUCAAUUCAAAUGGUGCACAGUUUGCAGGGCGAUUGCUGGCGGAAGCAUUAGAUGGCGAAAUAUAUAAGAGGAGGGUUACACAAUAACAAUUAAAGAUAAGAUGCCUGGAUUGAGCCAGAAGAGUGGCCAUCACAUUCACACUCACUCAUCAUCAACAUCCACUUCCAGUUGCGGUGGAUCGGCCACCAAUGCAAAAGAUGCCAUAUGGUCUUGUUCUCGAGACCAUGUCACCUAUGCCCAGCUUUACAAGUUUUGGAGCGAACUCCCAUCAUCUUCUCGACAGGAACUGUUGCGCAUUGAUAAACAAACUCUGUUUGAACAAGUACGGAAGAACCUAUAUUGCUCACGCUGCAAUGGACUGCUACUGGAAGUAUUUUCCCAAAUUGUCCUCUAUGGAAAAAACAUACACCAGGAAGCUGCAUAUGCCCAUGCCUUAUGUGGGCAACCACAAAAUAGAAACCAUAUUGAAAAUGGAUCAAAAUUAAUGGCUGCAAGCACUCAAGAUGACACAAGUGAUCCAUCAGUUCACCCAUGGGGUGGGUUAGCUACAACCCGAGAUAGUGUUCUGACCCUAUUGGACUGUUUCUUGAUUGGAACAUCACUUGAGGCACUUCAAAAUGUGUUUGACAGUGCGCGGGCAAGGGAACGUGAGCGUGAAUUGUUGUAUCCCGAUGCUUGUGGUGGUGGAGGUCGAGGUUGGAUAAGCCAAGGAACUAGCACUUCUGGAAGGGGGCAUGGGAUGAAAGAAACUUGUGCUCUUCAUACAGCAAGGCUUUCAUGUGAGGCUUUGGUAGAUUUUUGGUCUGCACUAGGAGAGGAAACACGGCUCUCUUUAUUACGUCUGAAAGAGGAGGACUUUAUUGAAAGGCUCAUGUUCAGGUUUGAUAGCAAGCGAUUUUGCAGAGAUUGCAGGAGAAAUGUUCUGCGUGAAUUCAAGGAACUGAAAGAACUGAAGCGCACACGAAGAGAACCUCGUUGCACUACCUGGUUUUGUGUUGCAGAUACUGCAUUUCAGUAUGAGGUUUCAGACUGCACAGUUCAAGCUGACUGGCAUGAAUGCUUUGCUGAAGCUGGAGAAAUAUACCACCAUUUUGAGUGGGCUGUAGGAACAGGGGAGGGAAAGUCCGAUAUUUUAGGUUUUGAAGAUGUGGGUUUGUCUGGAAGUGUCCAAGCAGAUGGUCUUGAGUUAGAUAACAUAACUGCAUGUUUUAUCACAUUAAGGGCUUGGAAGCAUGAUGGGAGAUGUACAGAACUCUCUGUUAAGGCACAUGCACUGGAAGGUCGAUUAUGUGUCCAUCGUCGCCUAAUUGUAGGUGAUGGCUUUGUCACCAUUACUAAAGGUGAAAGUAUUAGAAGAUUUUUUGAGCAUGCAGAAGAAACAGAGGAGGAAGAGGAUGAAGACUCAACAGACAAAGAGGGCAAUGAUCUGGAAACUGAAGGCUUACGGCCACAAAAGCAUGCAAAGAGUCCUGAACUUGCCCGUGAUUUCCUCUUAGAUGCUGCAACCGUUAUCUUCAAAGAGCAGGUAGAAAAGGCUUUUAGAGAGGGAACUGCACGCCAAAAUGCUCAUAGUAUUUUUGUUUGUUUGGCACUUGGUCUGUUGGAAGAACGUGUACAUGUUGCAUGCAAAGAAAUUAUUACAUUGGAAAAGCAGAAAAAGCUUCUUGAAGAGGAGGCUGCUGAAAAACGUGAAGAAGAGGAACGGAAAGAAAGAAAAAGACUGAAAGAACGAGAGAAAAAAAUGAGGAGGAAGGAGAAGCUCAAAGAGAAAGAGAGAGAGAAAGAAAAGAACAAUGUGGAUGUGAAUCCUGCUGUCUUGAUUUCCCAGAAAUCUGCAAUUGGUUCAAUGCCAACUGAACAAGAGGAGUCUGCAUGCCAUUCUGGUGAUGGUGCAGGAAAUAAAAAUGAUGAUACUGUUAUGGCUAGGUCUUCUUCACCAGAUAUGAUAAUGGCCACAUCUUCUAUGCAUUAUGUUCUUGGAGAAAAUAGGAAUGGGAAAGAACAUGACAUGUCAUUUUCAGUUGUUGAUGUGGAUGGGGAGCUCAAUGCUAGAGAUGGCAAUGGCUCCUUUAUUGUUGGCCAGUCAAAAUCAGCAAGACGAAAAUCAAAGAUAAGGAAAAGUCCAAUGCUGGAGACAGCUUCAGGUCGAUUAUUUAGGAGAGGUCCUAAUAUGAGUCUUGAGACACAUAGCCAUCUCAGGAGUUCUGAACGACCAGCAUCCAAUGGAUAUUUUGAGACUACUGGAUCCAUACACAGUUUCCAGAAACAUUCAAAAAGUCUGAAGCCUGAUAAUUUUGGGAAGGCUGAUAAUAGAAAUAGCACAACUAAGUGCCAUGAAAAAUAUCACUGGUCCAAUGGAAGGUCACAUUAUAGAUAUGAUUAUCAGCUUUGUGGUUGUAAUACACACAGUUUUGACAAAUCUGUUAGGGAGUCUAGGAUUACAGACAGAUCUGAUGCUACAUAUGACAUGCCAAAACCUUUUUAUCGUAUUGGCAGCCAUAUGGCUGGGCCUAUUUUGGAUCAUGGAGUUCAUAAGGGGAAGAAUUCUGCAGGGGUGUUAUGUGGGAGCAGAGGGGACAUGGUUUCACAUAAAAAAGUGUGGGAGCCCUUAGAGUUACGGAGACAAGCUAAUAGAAGCCCUUCACAAUAUAGUGUUCCAUUGAAUUCCAUCACCUCGAAGGCUGCUGCUUGUGAAAAGGGAGACACUUUUAACAGGAAGAUAAUUCAAUGCAGCAAUAAACUAAACACUAUGCAUAAUAAUAAUAAUAACAACAAUGAUAAUAAUAAUGUUUCAGUGGCAUCAAUCAGUACAAAUGAAUGGAGCCCCUUAAGUUCUUGUAUAAGCAAUGGAAGUGACAAAAAAUCCAGGAUAUCCAAUUCACACCAUUCUGAGAGUGAUGCAACAUCUAAAGGUCUUGUUCAGGAGAUAAAUAAUGAUAGUGGACAAAUAACAAAGUCGUCCAUUUCUGUGCCUCCAUUUAAUGGGAAUCAUAUUAAUGACUCUGCUUCAUGUAUAUCAGCUGCAGAUGACUGUUGUAGGCAAAGUAGAGACAACAAUGGCUGCAUUGUGAUUCCUUCCUCUCACAACAUUAGUGAGAAACCAAAGGACACCACGGUUGCUGGAGAUUCUUCCUCUGCUUCAGAGAAUGGCUGCCAAUAUGGAGAUGUAAAAAUCUCCAACAAAUGUGGAACGGAUUUACAGGUUCCAUGCUCUAACCCUGGCAGUAUUGAGAACUUUGACAGGCACAGGAGUGGGUCACAGCUUGGAACUGCAUGUUCUCCAGUGCUUAAUCAUGUAGAAGAUAUUUCAAAGACAACGGGAUUGUCUGCUAUCCAAGGCAGUGCAAUGUCUGCAACAAAAGGCUCAUUCACUACUUUGGAAAUGACAUCCCAGCAACAAAUGUUGCCAGUCCACCUUCCAAGUAUAUCUUCAUCGAUGUAUCCUUUACAUUCCCAACAUAAUCAAAGCCACAAUUACUACCAAAGUAGUGGAGGAUGGUCCUCUGUCUCUGGCAGUGGUCUAUUGCCUGUUACUCCCCCAAAUCGGAUUGUUUUUCCUGGGCCAGGUGGGUUUGGGUUAUCUUCAGGCAGGUUGCCUGGCUUUUCCUUGCCACAUCCUUCUUUUCAGCCUUUGCCAUCUUUACUUGCUGUAAGUAAGAUUCCAUCCUCACAUGGAUCUGCUUCUGUAAGUUAUAAUGGUCUUACAAGUUCUAGGUUGGGGGAACCACAGAUUGGAGAAGUUAGAUUCUGCACUGGGGUCAAUUUAGUGCAUCAGGAAGCAAAGAAUCUUCCUCAGAAAGAGGUUUCCAAUGGUCUUUCUUCAUCAGAGGUAACAUCUCCUCAACAAGAUGGAAUUUCUGGAAAUUCACCAACUCAUGAUACAUCGGCAUUUUCCCUAUUUCAUUUUGGUGGUCCAGCAGGGGUGACAAAAGAGAGUGAUUUAAAUUCAGCUCCCUUGCAAGAAGAAAUUCCACGUGAUUCAACUAUGAAGGAUGCUUGUGUUGCACAACUGCUCCAAAGUGACAUUACAAUGCCCAAUGAUCAGGCUCCUAUAGAAGAGUAUAGCUUGUUUGCUGUGAGUCAUGGAAAUAGGUUUGCGUUUUUUUAAUGGAGUGUACUAAAGUACAUCACAACUUCUGGUUCAGAGGCUACUGAAUUUUUUCUUCAUAGCUUGACAUACGAAGGUGGAUGGUUUGACCAUCUAAAAUUGGCAUCGUGAAAUCUUCUUACUUGGGUAGAAAUUCUGCCUAUAUAUUCAUUGAGUUUGUUUGUUGUCAAUUCCAUAUUAUUUAUUGUUUCCAAUUGUAUAAAGUGAUUGCUGCAAAGGUUAAUGCGUUGAAAUUUUGUUAUAUGAAGUAUAUUAGAGUUCAUGUUAUUUGUAAUUGAUUCCGGGAGAAUUAGUGGGGUUCGUCUGGAAUUGUUUGUGAAAGAACAAUGAUUCUUUAUAUUAACUGAGUGGCAGGUGAUAUUUUUCUUUAAUCAUUAAAAGAAAAAGGCUCCAUGAUUGGAUCUUA
Molecule: messenger RNA, 4961 nt
Organism: Cryptomeria japonica (Japanese cedar)
Lineage: Eukaryota; Viridiplantae; Streptophyta; Pinopsida; Cupressales; Cupressaceae
Exons: 8
Coding region: 548-4555 (1335 amino acids)
Source: RefSeq, a predicted model, not a curated record